AUGCCUGAACGCAAAAGCCUUAAAAAUACUAUAUUACUAUACUUGGUUAAAGUUGCAAAAUCAGCAAUUAGUAACAUACUAGUGAUUGCAAGGGAUUAUGUUUUUGGUAUUUUGCAAGUCUACCACAAUGGUCAAUGGGGAAUGGUGUCUAGAAAUAGCUUUGAGUGGAAUGAUGUCCAUAGUGCCUGUCGACGACUUGGUUUUAUAAAAGCUACAAAUUACGGGCACGAUGGACGAGGGGAUGGAUCCGUGUUGAGGCCAACCUCAAAAAGUCGAAAUUCCGUGUAUCCAGUGUCCAUGUUCAUUUGUAUACCUCAAUGUCAUUGUAAUAUUCACCAUAAUGCUGUCUACUACAAAGGGCAAUGGGGAACAGUUUGUAAUGAUAUCUGGGGUUGGAAUCACGCCAAUGUUACAUGUCGACAACUUGGUUUUACCAAAGCUGCAAGUUACUGGGGCUGGGGACGAGGAGAGGGAACAGUCUGGCUAGACUACAUGGCAUGUACAGGCUCAGAAGCUUCACUUCAGGACUGCCCUCACAAUGGAUGGGGAGUUGUGAGCUCAAAUUGUAACGGUCACACUGAAGAUGCUUCUGUACAUUGUGAUUCCACCGAUACAAGGGGUUAUGUUUUCGGUGCUAUACAAGUCUACUACAAAGGUCAAUGGGGAACAGUGUGUAGUGAUUACUGGGGUUCGAAUGACGCCAAUGUAGCUUGCCGACAACUUGGUUUUACCAAAGCUGUAGGUUCCUGGGUCUAUGGACGAGGAGAGGGACCAAUCUGGCUGGACAACAUGGCAUGUACAGGCUCAGAGGCUUCACUAGGGGACUGUUCUCACCCUGGAUGGGGAGUUGUCAGCUCUGGCUGCAAAACCCACACUAUUGAUGCUAUUGUUCAAUUUUCAGGAUAUUGUUACUAUAGCAAUGGUCAAUGGGGUACAGUGUGUUACAAUAGCUGGGGUAUGGAUGACACCAAGGUUGCCUGCCGACAACUUGGUUUUACCAAAGCUUUAAAUUACUGGGGAGGACAUGGGGAAGGACCAGUCUGGCUAGACGACAUGCGUUGUACAGGAUCAGAGGCCUCACUUGAGGACUGCUCUCACCCUGGAUGGGGAGUUGUAAGUUCAAACUGCAACGGUCACACUUCAGAUGCUGGAGUUUGGUGUUCUUCUUUACAAGUACUCUUUCGUAUUUUUUCUUUCUAUAUGAGAAAGCAACAUAAAUGCAGCUACGAACCACAUAUACGAGCACUUCGGUCGGAUACAAGAGGAUUUGUUGAAGGUGUUAUACAAGUCUAUCACAAUGGUCAAUGGGGAACAGUUUGUGGUGAUUACUGGGAUUCAAAUGACGCCAAUGUAGCGUGUCGACAACUUGGAUUUUCCAAAGCUUUAGGUGCCUGGUGUUGUGGAGAAGGAGGGGGCGAAUAUCCUAUAAAUUCCCGGGGCUAUGGCCGAGGCGAAGGACAAGUCUGGUUAGACAGCUUAAAAUGUACAGGCUCAGAAGCCACACUUUGGGAUUGCCCUCACCCUGCAUGGGGAGUUGUUGACCCUGGCUGCAGAAGUCACACUGUUGAUGCUAUGGUUGAAUGUUCAGUGAGUCAGGAUUUCUGGAGUUGGGAGGAAACCAAGGUUGCAUGUAGCCAGCUUGGUUUUACCAAAGCUGCAUAUUACUGGGGCAGUGGACAUGGGGAAGGACCAGUCUGGCUGGACGACAUGACAUGUACAGGCUCAGAAGCCUCUCUUCAGGACUGCUCUCACCCUGGAUGGGGAAAUGUUAGUUCUCACUGCAACAGUCACACAUAUGAUGCUGGUGUUAUUUGUUCUGGAUCUUUAUUGUGUAAUAAAGACAAUGAAAUAUAUACACGUCGGGCGAUUAGAUGGAGCAAAAUAGUCAAUGAGAAAACUACGAAGUCAGAUACUAGAGGCCAUGUUAUUGGUGUCAUACAAGUCUACUACAAAGGUCAAUGGGGAACAGUGUGCCAUGAUUACUGGGAUAUAAAUGAUGCUAAGGUUGCCUGUCGACAACUUGGUUUUGCCACUGCUGUAAGUUACGGGUACGAUGGACAUGGAGAGGGACCAGUGUGGCUGGACGACAUGACAUGUACGGGCUCAGAAGCCUCUCUUCAGGAUUGUUCUCAUCCUGGAUGGGGAGUUAAAAUCGCUGUUCUUCGUUCGGAUCACAGUUAA
Molecule: messenger RNA, 2181 nt
Organism: Actinia tenebrosa (Australian red waratah sea anemone)
Lineage: Eukaryota; Metazoa; Cnidaria; Anthozoa; Actiniaria; Actiniidae
Product: deleted in malignant brain tumors 1 protein-like
Source: RefSeq, a predicted model, not a curated record